This is a messenger RNA of Seriola aureovittata, 1825 nucleotides long. It is a transcript of the gene elmod2, whose product is annotated as ELMO/CED-12 domain containing 2. The record is from RefSeq and is a predicted model, not a curated record. The coding region runs from base 141 to 1037 and encodes 298 amino acids. The transcript is spliced from 9 exons. NCBI's taxonomy places the organism in Eukaryota, Metazoa, Chordata, Actinopteri, Carangiformes, Carangidae. Gene Ontology annotation, molecular function: GTPase activator activity. Gene Ontology annotation, cellular component: membrane.
GGUGUGACCAUGAACGCAUCAGAGCCAGACUGUUGUCAAGAGAAACGUUGCUAAUCUCCACACACGGCUUUUAGCUUCAAAGUGAAGCUAAGUUUGGGUUUAUCUUUGUCUGGCAGUAUUGUCUCUGCGACAGUACGAAGAUGUUUGGGUAUAUCUGGCAGUACGUCUACACAUCCUUUCUGAGAUACUGGCUGAAGUGGCUCGUCAGACAGGCGACAGGGAAAUGUGAACUACAGAGAAUAUGCUCUGGAUACAAGCAAGGGGCAACAAGGACAACAAAAGCAGAAUACUCCAUUCGGUCAUCUAAGAACAAGAUUUUAAGAGGAGCUUUGGAAACCAGCAAGGAUAAAUUAGAACAAUGUGUGGAUCAAAUUAUGAAAGAGAAGAAUGUCAAGCCCCAGAAAGAUCCCCUGUUCAAGGAGAGCCUGCACGUCUGUCUGCUACAAAUAACAGGAUACAACAGUCUGUAUAUAACUGUGGAAGACUUGAGGAAGGAAGUCUUCAGCUCGGAGAACGCAGAACAUGAGGCCAUGCUUUUGAAGCUCUGGGACCUGUUGAUGCCAACAGUCAAACUGGAAUCGAGGAUAACCAAACAGUGGGGAGAUAUUGGAUUCCAAGGGGAUGACCCCAAGACUGACUUCAGAGGGAUGGGCUUGCUGGGACUAAUCAACCUUGUUUUCUUCAGUGAAAACUACACAGAAGAGGCUCGUCAGGUGUUGUCUCAUGCAAACCAUCCUAAACUGGGGUAUUCAUAUGCCAUAGUUGGGAUCAACUUGACAGAGAUGGCCUACAGCCUCCUGAAGAGUGGUGCUUUGAAACCACAUCUCUACAAUACAGUCCAGAGCACUCCUGAGCUCCAGCACUUUCAUCAGCUGUACUGUUACCUGGCGUAUGAAUUUGAUAAGUUCUGGGUGGCAGAGGAACCAGAGAGCAUCAUGCAUUUCAAUCAGUACAGAGAAAAAUUCCAUAAUAUAGUCCAGACACAUCUACAGGACCCUGAUGUGUCCCUCACAUUGACUGUCCGUUCUAAAAACUAACAUAAAUAAAGGAUGAUAAAGGAUUAACACGACCCCCUGAAUUCUCCACAGCCCCUGACAUUGUUUGAUCAGGCAUAGGAAGCCACAAAGGUUCAGCAUAACAGCUGAAAAUUAAAAAUAUUCCUCAAACAUUCAAACAAAUUAACUCUCUUAUGUUUGGUUUUGUGAGUCAUUAGUCAUGUUCUGCUCUUGUUUUAGUCAUACUAAAUUGUUUUAAAGUAGAGCACAAAUCUGACCUAUACCUCAGAAAUGACCAUUCCAGUGGUUGUCCUUCAUAAAGGGGAAAUGAGAGCUGCUGCAGAGGACUGUAGUGAUAAUACAAGCUCUAUCUUUUGUGAGCAUUGAAGCACUUUCAGUAAGCAAGCAGCCAAAUUGUUGCAGUUUACAGACAGUUAUUGAAAAAUGGUGAUGAACCACCGUAUUUUAGCUGUCUUGUUUGUAUUUGUUUUCACACUUGUCCUGCUCAGGAAUUUGAUAUUUAUGUCCACAGACCAUGACUAAAACUCAAUGUAUGGAAUGAAUUCCAUUGUGGUGUUCUCAUCUUAAAAGUUGUGCAUGGUAUAAUGUCCCAAAUGAUUCCAUUAAUGCCAUCUGUAUUAUGUAAUGAUAAUGAUGUGGAACUCAAAAUAGUUGUUUUGCCUCUCUUUUCAUAAAUUCGUAUGUCUGAAGACUGAUGUUGCAUUUUCAUUACCUGCUAUUUUUAUUCUGUGAUUUGCUUUUGAGGAAGUUAUGUAAUGAUUAACACAUCUUGCUCAAAGUUAAUAAAUACACAUUUUGAUGUUUUGAAA